AAAGAGAGAGAGAGAGAGAGAGAGAGAGAGAGAGUUUGAACAUUUUGGCUGCUGUACACAAUAUUUCACAAAAGCAGAUAAAACCAUGACGUUCUCCUCCAGUCCCCGGCUGGUGUACCUCACCGUGUUCAUAUUAGUGUGUCUGGCACUUCCUAGCGAUGCUGCCCUGCGGGUGUACCGCAUGCAUGGCAAAGGGCUGAAAGGUGACGCUUUGGGAAAUGCUCCUGACCCCUAUGUGAAGAUGUAUGUCAGAAACAUAUUUGUGACCCGAACCUCUGUGAUUAAGAGUAGCUCUAACCCCAUAUGGAGCUCUACCCUGACCUCUAAUACGGCUCAAAUCAACAAUGAGCUGAAGCUGCAGGUUUGGGACGAGGAUAUUCAGAAGGAUGACCUUUUGGGAGUGUGUUAUACCCAGGUGAAGCGUGGCAGUUACAGCUAUCAGUGCACUUUGAGCAAAGGAGGCUACCUGAUCUAUUCGUACGAGUUCAACUGAAGACCUGAAUCAUCGAUCUGAUGUUUUCUGCAGUUCCUCACUGUAUCUUUAAUUGAAGUUUAACAUGUUCACGUAAAUAAAACAAAGUAUUAGAACCUUC
This is a messenger RNA of Pangasianodon hypophthalmus (striped catfish), 593 nucleotides long. RefSeq lists its product as uncharacterized. The record is from RefSeq and is a predicted model, not a curated record. Lineage: Eukaryota; Metazoa; Chordata; Actinopteri; Siluriformes; Pangasiidae. The coding region runs from base 86 to 493 and encodes 135 amino acids. The transcript has 2 exons.